This is a messenger RNA of Lodderomyces parapsilosis, 2562 nucleotides long. RefSeq names its product stress-responsive transcriptional activator (gene MSN4). Gene Ontology annotation, cellular component: nucleus; Tec1p-Ste12p-Dig1p complex; Ste12p-Dig1p-Dig2p complex. The transcript has a single exon. Gene Ontology annotation, molecular function: DNA-binding transcription factor activity. NCBI's taxonomy places the organism in Eukaryota, Fungi, Ascomycota, Pichiomycetes, Serinales, Debaryomycetaceae. The record is from RefSeq and is a predicted model, not a curated record. Gene Ontology annotation, biological process: sexual reproduction. Bases 1 to 2562 code for a protein of 853 amino acids.
AUGUCACUGGGCUAUCAAUCACUAUUUGGUAAUUACAACCGCAACUACCACCACAAUUAUGCUAGGCCGUUUGUUGCUAACAAUGGCAAAAGUUCAAACUCUACGGAUAGAGAUGCUAAUGGUGUCAAGAUUGAUGACUUAGAGGCAAUGCAAACCUCCAAUAUUCAAGCAUUUAGUGAUAUUCAGUCGUCAUCGUCAUCAUUAUCCACACACGGUAUUGCAAAUGAUUUAGAUCCAAAACAAACAGCAACAGCGCAUCAUUUUUCAAACUUGUCACCAACUUCGAAUGAGUCUAAUAUAACUAACAUGUCUGACACUUUUCAAUUGAAUGAUGAAACCUUCUUCAAGAGCAACUACAUGAUAAAUGCAUACAAUCUCGAAGCUGAUGCGCACUUGCAAUCUCCUGGGUUGCAUGCCGAUUUCAAAUUGCAACCACUGAAACUAUUCAACACUUCGAAUUUAGAUGUCGAUUUGCCACAACAGGAGGAGCUUUAUCACUACCAAGGCUAUUACAAUGGUAAACAGCAACGUCAUAACUCAGCACCAAGCUUUAUGCAACAUCAUCAAUACUUGACAGAUUUGUCCUUUGGCACCACUGCCACAACAAAUGAUUUGAACUAUAAACACAAUCAUGAAGAAGAAGUUGCGAGUAACGUGUCAACAAAUUCCUUAAAUCAAUAUUUUGCCACUCCAAACUCAUCAAUAAGCUCGGCUUCAUCAUCCACAUCACAUGCCCUUGCUGCUGGCUCAGCCAUGGGUAUUGACAAACAAAUGGCAACUGAAGGUAACAACCUCAACACAGGCUCAUUGCAAACACAAUUAGCAGCACAGGCACCACCAAAUGUCAAUACCACUACAGUAAGACACACUAGACAAUACUCAAAUACAGUACCAAUUGACCAGUUGACCUCGUUGACUUUGCGAACACCCAGUACCAGUCUGCAACUGGGUCCAUCUCGCAAAAGAUCGCUAAGCUCGAUAGACCACGCACAACAACAACAACAACAACAACAACAAUUGACCAACUUGCCACAACCUGAUUUCAAUCAACAUUUCGCAAAAAAUGGGAACCAUUCACCAUUUUCAACCGACCCAUCCACAAGUUUGAUCAACCUAGAUGCUAAUACUAUAGCUUCUUCUGCGGCCACAGCUGCAGCAGUAUGUGCUGACUCAAUUGCUGAUUUGAAUACUUCAUUCACUGGGCUUGACAAUACAAGUUCCUUUGAUCAACAACAAGGGACCAUCAAUCCACGCCAACUAUUUACUACUAAAUUGACCACAUCAUUCAGUUCCCCGAGUUUAUCAUCAAUGUUUGGCAUAAAGAGGAAUAACCUUCAGCGUUUGCCACAAAAUACCGUGGUUACACAACAGCAUCUACGAGAGUCACUUGUCCUGCCAAAUGAUGUACAAGGCAUGUCGCCUAUGAACCAAUUGGAGCAUUCAGUAUUUCCUACACCACACAAUCGUAGCUUAUCAACAUCAUACUAUGAUUUCAAAACCAAUGCAGACUUACAUGGAGGUGGCACUGCAAGUGAAUCCUUUAAUGUCGAUCUUGUGGGUGCAGAGUUGGAUAUAUCAGAAGCCUUCAAGUCUGCGUAUCCAAAUAGAGGUGGCACUCACAUUUCCAAUGGAUAUAUUGGCAAGAACCGAUCACACUCUCACACCAAUGGAUUGCAUAGUAGUAGACAAGGCAACACACGAAGGAAUUCAUUACAAAUGUCCUCCAAGGGGAAACAAUUUGCUGGACCUUCACCCCAGCAACAAAUCCAUUUCGCUCAUGCAGUUUCACAACAAUUGGAUGAAUUGAAGGAGCAACAAUCAAGUGGAGAUGACAUUCAACAACAAAUGAAACAACAGCCAUUUACUGGAAAUGUUGCUUCGUUGCAACUUUCUCCCACCAGCACAUCCACAAUACCAUCAACGUAUGACGAAAUCAAGGAAGGAGAAGGCUCAGUUGUCGUCACACAACUAACUCAACAAAAGCACAAGAGGAGAAAGAGUUCAGUAUCCAAAUCCAGUAUUCAAGCACAGCAACUGUUAAUUCAAGAUCAAUUGGAUAAGGAGUUUGAAAAUCAAGAAGAACAAGGAUUAUUUAACAAAAACACUUCCACCUCCAAGUCAUUGUCUCCCACUAAUCUUACUCAAGUGAAUCCAUCAAAACAGAGUAUGCAUAGUGUUACCAAACCAAACAAGCGAGCAAGUACCACUGCAACCACGGCCGCAUCGGCUAAUUUACAAGAACUUGACCCCAAAGGUUUACUCUCAGCUCCAGUUGUCCAAAAUGAAAAUGGAUGUUUCUCAUGCCCUGAAUGUGACAAGGAGUUUAAACGCACUGAACAUCUCAAGCGUCACAUUCGAUCAGUACAUUCCAACAUUAGACCGUAUCAUUGUCAUUAUUGCGAACGCAAGUUUUCGCGACUGGAUAAUUUGGCACAGCAUAUCAAGACUCAUUAUAAAGUUGAUGGAAUGGGGAACACUAAUAUUGUUUAUGGUGAUGUGACUACGCUUCAUCGUAGGGAAAAGAAUAAACCGAAGAAAAAGAAGAAGCAAAGUGCUCUAUAG